AAUCCUUCGGUACAUAGAACAUACCUUGGCCUCUUCUUCUUUCCUUUUAAUAACUAAACAAGUUAAUUCACAAACUCCCAAGUUAUACCUUCAGUUAUUCAAACAUUAAUAGAUCUGAAAUAUAACAAAAACAAACAACAUUAAUAAUUUGGACAUAAAUGCAGAAAUGAGCGAAUUGCACGAUCAUUACGUGGCUGGAGAUAAAGAGUAGCAAUCAGUUCCAGCAAUCAGUGCCUGGCUGGACACAGCGAAAACUGUAGCAAAAUAUCGGCCGGGCAUUCCAACUUCAAUCAGUUUUGAAUAGAUUCGAGCCAAUCCAAGUGUUGGAGGUUCUUCCCCAGGUCGUAAUCUAUCUCCCCACAAAAAUUUGGAGCAUUCCAACUUCAAAAAUGGCAACUCCGAUGAAGCUCCAAGCUCCGGCGAGCUCGAUUUGGCCGGAAAUAGUGUUCAAACCAAUCAGAUGCAGCAAAACCAAUGCCUAACAGUUUCUGCACCUCAGGGGAGUGUUUCUAACCCGUCCUCUUCAGCUUUGAUCCACUCAGCUGCGACGAAUUUGAAAAAUGGAGGAUUUGGCAAGUUGAGCAUACAAGGUGUUCGACAAUAUACCAAUUCCAAUUUCACGCCAAUUCAGCAGGGUUCAGAUGUUUUACAUGCUUCUUCUCACCAAAUACAAUCCCCCAUAUAGUUAUUUAUCACAAACAGUUUGACCGAUCCGGGUAGUUCUUGUUCAUAUAUGAACGCUACUUUUUCGGCCAGAACACUACUCUUAGUCAUGGCUGUUUUUGAAUAAGUUUUGAAACGGAAGCUUGGAUCUUAAAAACGAGAUAAUCAAUAUUAACUCUUAAGAAUUAAAGCAGAAGCUUCGAUCUUGAAACGGAAGCUUGCCAGAACUUAGAAUUACUUCUUUGUGUACAUAGUAUUAAAUCCUAAACUGAAAAAUUAAAAGAGAAAUUUAGCGGAAAAAUUUCCGGCAAAAACUAUUUAUUUUCCGUAAAAAUUCACGAGCUUGAAAAACGUGAGAAACCCAUGUCAGCUUUUUGGGUCUAAAUGGCACACAAUAUGCCUGGUUAAAGUGUUAAAAUGGAACCGGCUUAAGAUUAAGUGUCAAAGUGGAAAGUAGAAGUAAGUUAAAGGGGCCGCCAGUGUAUUUUUCUCAAAAGCAAUAUUUCCUGGCAAUGGUCCAGUCGCUAUAUUAUUUGGAAAUAUUUGCUAUUGUUUCUUCUUUUGAUGCUGCUUCAUAUUUCUUGUUAUUGGUAUGAUCACCAUACUGUCUAUCUUGGACUGAAAAUUAGGGUGACCCUUCAGACAGCAAAGACUUAGCCAAUUCAAGGGGGUUGCUGCAGCAAUUACUUCUGGCAAUUUUCAAAAUUUUAGCUCUGCAAAAGCAGGGUAUUCGGGGGCCUCCAGGUACACUCCUAUUAGGGAACCUCUUGGAGAUCCAUAACGCUUUUAGUCAUGCAUCAAUAGCGAGUGGCACGAGCAAUGACUUCCCAGUUUCUCACAAUAUUCAAUCAAUUCUUUUUCCAUUUGUAGAUCGAUGGCUCGAAAAAUAUGGUGACAUUUUCAUGAUAUCGAUUGGGAGUACGCAAAUUUUAGGAGUGGCUAAACCUGAGAUGGUGAGAGAGAUCAUGAACACUUCAGCAAAUUUUGACAAACCCCCUUAUUAUAUGGAAUUACUUAAACCUUUGUUUGGUGAUGGUGUGAUAACUUCAUCUGGUGCUAAAUGGAAUUCCCAGAGGAAGAUUCUUGCCCCUGAGUUCCGCUUGGAGAAACUUAAGGGAAUGAUCAAAUUGAUUCAAGAAGCUGCAGUUACGGUAGUAGAGCAAUGGAAUGCCGAGAUAGAGAAGGCUGCUCAAGGUGGAAUUGCAGAAAUACACAUCGACGAAUACAUGAGAAGGUUUUCGGCUGAGGUGAUAUCUAGGACAUGCUUUGGAAGCAGCUACAUUGAGGGUGAAGAAAUCUUCUCUAAGCUUACUACUCUAUGGUUGACCGUAUCCAAGAAUCUUGAGUUUUACGCGAUUCCAGGAAUGAGGCAUAUCCCUACGAAGAGAAACAGGGAGAUUAAGGCACUGGAAAAAGAAAUUCAAACGUCCAUCUUAAAAGUGAUCGAGGAACGAAAGCAAGCUGGAAUCGAGAAAAAUUUGCUACAGACUAUUCUUGAAGCUGCCAAGAGUAGUGGGUUGAGUCAAGAUUCUGCAAAUAAAUUCAUUGUAGAUAACUGUAAAAACAUUUAUUUAGCUGGAUAUGAAACUACUGCUGUUUCCGCACAAUGGUGCCUCGUGCUACUAUCUGUCUACCCAGAAUGGCAAAAUCGCGUUCGUUCUGAGGUAAUUGAAGUUUGUAAAGGACAACUUCCUGAUCAUGAUAUGAUUUUCAGAAUGAAACAGUUGACAAAGGUGAUUAAUGAGACAUUGCGACUAUAUACUCCAGUACCAGUACUUCCAAGAGAAGCAUUUGCUGACAUGAAGUUUGGGGACAUUUGCAUACCAAAGGGUCUAAAUAUUUGGUUACUGGCGACAACGUUACACACAGAUCCAAAAGUAUGGGGACCCAAUGCCAACGAAUUCAAUCCAGAUAGGUUUGAGAAUGGAGUGGCCGGCGCCUGUACACAUCCAUAUCUGUACAUGCCUUUUGGAUCUGGAGUAAGAAUAUGUGUUGGACAAAACUUUGCCUUACUCGAACUCAAGAUUCUGAUUUCACUUCUUUUAUCUCACUUUUCUUUCUCCCUCUCGCCCAAAUACGUUCAUUCGCCUACCUACCGUGUGGUUAUUGAGCCUCAACAUGGAGUUCAUCUUCUUGUUAAGAAAUUAUGAUCAGAUCGAUGCACGUAUGCUUCUUCAACAUCAAUCGUUUGUAAGACAUCACAUGGAAAUCAUUGACUGACAUUUUAGUGUUACAAGCAUUUAAUGUUUUGGAUAUGUAAGUCCUUAUUUGUUAAGAGUACUAGUAUUAUUUUUACCUUGCGUAGAAUCAACUCAACUCCUUAUAUUCACGGCUAGAAUAUUUUUUUCUUUUUA
This is a messenger RNA of Nicotiana tabacum (common tobacco), 3017 nucleotides long. Its product is annotated as cytochrome P450 714C2. Lineage: Eukaryota; Viridiplantae; Streptophyta; Magnoliopsida; Solanales; Solanaceae. Gene Ontology annotation, molecular function: monooxygenase activity; iron ion binding; oxidoreductase activity, acting on paired donors, with incorporation or reduction of molecular oxygen. The record is from RefSeq and is a predicted model, not a curated record.